AUGUCCUACGAAGAGUACGACUAUGACUAUGCGUCAGAGGAGGAGUCGGCUCAAAGCCCAGCCGCGCCAAGCCAAAAGAUCGAGUCGUCGUAUGAAGAGUACUCGGAGGAGGUCUCGGACCAUGGCUCGGGCAAGUCCAAGCUGAUCCUUAUCCUCGUUGCCGUCCUCAUUGGCGUGGUUGUCGUUGGCGCCGCCGCGGCAGGCGCCGUCAUUGGCAUCAAGGCCAACGAAUCCAAGUCGAACAGCGAGACUGCGCCGGCUAUGAUUGCCGGCAACGGUGCCGGCGUCAAGGCUGCGCCCAAGAAGACCUCGGUCGUCACCACGUCCAACACCGGUGCCUCGCGCGCGCUCCAUCGUCCUAUCGACCCGGAGCUCGUCGCCCACGCCCGGACCAUGUUUGCCAACGAGCCGGUUGCCCGUGCCUUCCUCACGCUUGCGUUCAACGACCCGGGCACCGACUACUCGAAUACCCAGCAGGACUUUGCUGUCUACACGCCGGCGGCGGCGCCGCUCGAGUCGAUCAACGUGGUCCUCUGCGUUGUCGACCAGAUGAAGAUCGACUCGUUUGUCAACCAGGGCCGCUACGUCGCCCUCGUCAACGAAGACGAGUGCACGCCGAACACUGGUGGCGGCGGCAACGUCGGCGGCGGCGGUGGCGGCGGCGCCCCGUCCGGCAACGGCGGCAACAACAACAACAAGGGUGUGCAGUACAUUCGGUCCAUUGUCGAGGCGACUCGGCGUGACAACUCGUCGGACCAACUCGCCACGAUGUGGUACGGUGAGAAGGAGCAGCUUAUCCGGCUGUUUGUCCGCACUCGCGAGGCGCCGUCUCGGGCCAAGCCGUUUGGCGACUUUGUGCUGUCGUACAAGAUGAGCAACUCGAUGGACGGCUUCACCAUCAAGGGUGAGGGUUCGAUCAAGACGGUGAACGUGGCAGGCGGCGGCGUCGCGUUUUCGUACUUUCUCAAGGUCUCGGGCUCGAUGAAUGGGCAGUCGUUCACCUUUUUCGACGGCGGCGCCAUCAUCGAGUACAACAAGGCUGGGGGUACCGGCUCGACCUGGGUCCGCGACCGCCAGAUGGAUAUGAGCUCGAUGGGUGGCGGCGGCGGCAGCGGAUCUGGCGGCGGAUCUGGCGGCGGAUCAGGCGGCGGCAGCUCGGGCCCGCCGGCGUCCGGAAGCUCUGGCGGCGGUAGCACCGGCCCUGGUGGCCCUGGUGGCCCUGGUGGUCCUGGCGGUCCCGGCGGCAGCUCUGGUGGCGGUGCCAUGCCGCCCCCGCCGCCGCUCGUCGAAAAGUGGUUUGCUCUCGCGUACAACGACAAGUUUGCCGUAACCCAGCAGGGCAACACCCAGGCCGAGGUUCCCACCGACACCGCGUCGGGCAGGUGCCUCAACCUCGAGAACGAGAAGGAGUACCCGUGGGCUUAUGGCCUGUUUAACACCGCCGAUGGCUCAGUCGUUAAGCGGAACACUGGCUUCCCGUUCACCUUUACCGCACCAGCCGGCGUGACGGUGCCCAAGCUUCCGGGUGCCGGCGACGACUCGGCCGAUCGCCCGCUCAUGGGCUUUGCCUUUUUCGACGGCAUCUGGACUGAGCUCGGCGACCAGGCCCUGCCCGAUGGCACCACCAUCCAGGCGCAGACGUUCAGCGGCGACGAGGUGACCUACACGGUCUCGAUGAAGAAGACCAAGCUUGUGCGCGGCUCGAUCCAGCAGAAGGCGCUGACCGACAUUUCCAAGCUCCGCUUCGAGUGGUACCAGUCCGCCCAGUCGCGGUGGGUGGUCAUCCAGUACCUGUCGUCGGCAACGCCGGCUGGGUGGUACGUCGUCGCCACCUUUAACUCGGAGUUCAAGGAGACUGCGGUGACGCCACCGCAGCAGAUCACGCCGUCGUCGCUGAGCCUGUUCAGCGCCGAGCUCAACGGACAGGUCAGCUGGUUCUCUGGCGACAACUACGUGACGUACGAGACGACGUCGACGGUCCUGCCGACCGACACGACGUUCGGCACGACGACGACCCUCUACUGCCUCUCCCAGUGCCCGCGCGCUGGGAUCACCCAGGACAACCUCAAGACGUUUGACGGCCCGUACUUCCCGGAUCCGGCAGACCCUGCAUCGGCCAUCGAGUACGAGUACAACAAGGUGACCGGCGUGCUUUCGUUUGGCGGCAACGCCGUUGACCUUGCUGCCGGUGUCAAGAUCGACGACUCGACGGUGUUCUUCACCUUUACCUUUGGCAUCGAGUCCGGUAUCAUGGUCACCAACACCACCGGACUCACUACUAUCGCUGAUGCUACCUCGGUCGCCGGCCGUAGCACCUACACCUACAAUGUCGGCCUCCCGACCUGGCGGCAGUUCCCCAUCUUCCGCGAUACGAGCAACAACGUUGUUGUCCUCCAGGAGCCGCUUCAGCUCACAUACACCCACACGACGGCGAACGACCGCAACGGCGACGCGACCUACAACGACGUUCCUGUGCUCUUUAUCGACUCUGAUGGCGACUCGACGCUCGACCAGUUCGAGCCGGCCUUUGCCCUCAAGGACGGCACGCCGCUUGGCGGGUCGAACGAGUACGUUGUCAAGGGCCUCUUUGGCGAUGUGCUCCUCAACCCGGCGACUCCCGCCGAGUGCGAGGCUGCCGGCGUUGCGGUCAAGGCACCCGUCGCACCGGUUCCCACCUCGUACCAGGGUCAGGCAGUCUUCCCCUACGCCAACGAUCCACCGCCCAAGCUCAACGCCAAGCCCAAGGUUGUUGGAGGCGUCAUUCAGGCUACUGUCUAA
Messenger RNA from Thecamonas trahens ATCC 50062, 2778 nucleotides. RefSeq lists its product as uncharacterized. Bases 1 to 2778 code for a protein of 925 amino acids. Lineage: Eukaryota; Apusomonadida; Apusomonadidae. The record is from RefSeq and is a predicted model, not a curated record. The transcript has 3 exons.